This is a messenger RNA of Cydia splendana, 2346 nucleotides long. RefSeq lists its product as uncharacterized. The transcript is spliced from 3 exons. The record is from RefSeq and is a predicted model, not a curated record. NCBI's taxonomy places the organism in Eukaryota, Metazoa, Arthropoda, Insecta, Lepidoptera, Tortricidae. Bases 38 to 2299 code for a protein of 753 amino acids.
UAAAGAAAGAUUUGAUUGGACUUAGUCAAGAAAUACAAUGGACGAUUCUUACCGGUGUUCUAAUUAUAAUAAUGAGAAAAUAAGUAUAAAGAUUUCAAAGGACGUAAAUAAUCAAAAUUGGCUAGUUAAUCGAAGCCAGACCAGUCGAUGCAAACAUAAUAAAAGAAAAGGUUUAAAGAAAGCGUCAAAAAAGGCGCCAAAGACGAGAGCAUCUUUAAAAGUUCGCCUGCCGAUUAGUGUUUGGGACGCCAUGCAAGAACAGAAUGCACAGUUUAGAAUGCCGACAACCAAAACGGCUGGACAUCGGUUCUGCCAAUCAUCAGUUCCCCCGGCGACUUUCUCCAUGCCUUCGAGUCCCACGAGCUUGAGAAUGAUGCGCCAUUCCAUCCCCACCAGCAAGGGCCGGACGUCGUUCGCUGAUAAAUUGGACCCGAUUGUUAAGGUCCCUAAACUAAUAUUACCACCAAAAAUACAAUUUCAAAGGACGACCAAUAUGCCACUCAUACCUGGAGAUAUACCUCCUACUAAAGCGCCCGCAAAUGAUCCGGAAAAAAAUAAAACUGAAGAAUCGAUAAUUGCAAACAGACCUAAAUCACCUGUGGAAACGUGCUUAUUAAAAAGUAAUAGUAUAGAAUCUCCAAUGCCCAUUAAGCACAAGUUACCGUUUCCAAUUCUCCCACACAAGGGCAGUUACAUUAAAAAACCAACAAAUCCAAAAAACAAAGAGAAUACUCGUACACAAGCAACUGCUGAACAAGAAACCCAAACUGAAAAAUGUUUGGUUGUAACUGAAGAAGAGAUUCACAUCCUAGAGAUAGUAAAGAACAGUGGCUUGUCGAGUGAUGAACUACAAAAUCAACUUGUCAAUUGCAAGAAGGAGAAAGAAAAGAAAAACGAUGAAAAGACUGUAAUAGAGUUAGAAGAUGAUUCUGAAGAUGAUGCAAAUGAUUUGUAUGCCAAAGUAAUGAAACACAGUACUAACAACAAGUUUGUGCUCAACAAAAUUGCUAAGAUAUUGCAAAAAAACAAUAGUUUAUCCAGUAUGCCAUCGACGACUCCUCACGAACCGCCAUCCAACCCCCCUUCUGCGUCUACAGCCCCCAUUACUGCAGUUGGUGCUCCAUCAGAGUGCUUCAAGCCGAGCCCCACCACUGCAGUUGGUGCUCCAUCAGAGUGCACUAUGCCGUGCCCCACCAUUGCAGUUGGUGCUCCGUCAGAGUGCUUCAAGCCAAGCCCCAACACUGCAGUUGGUGCUCCGUCAGAGUGCACUAUGCCGUGCUCCACCAUGGCAGUUGGUGCUCCGUCAGAGUGCUUCAAGCUGAGCCCCACCACUGCAGUUGGUGCUCCGUCAGAGUGCACUAUGCCGUGCUCCAACAUGGCAGUUGGUGCUCCGUCAGAGUGCUUCAAGCCGAGCUCCAGCACUGCAGUUGGUGCUCCGUCAGAGUGCACUAUGCCGUGCUCCACCAUGGCAGUUGGUGCUCCGUCAGAGUGCACUAUGCCGAGCCCCAUGACUGCAGUUGGUGCUCCAUCAGAGUGCACCAUGCCGAGCCCCAUCACUGCAGCUUGUGCAGAUACAUUAAAAUCCGCAUUUAAUCCGUUUAAUUUAGAGGCUGACGAUCUACAAAAAGGAAUUGCGGUUUCAGCUAUGUUACUACAGAUGGGUUUUCGCAUUGUUCGAAUAGAACCGCAGACCCAAGGAACUCAAACGGAAGGAAAUAGAGAAAACAAUAAAAAACGGAAACUCCAAUCUACGACCGAUGAGAGCCAAACUGUUAAUGAAUUGAGGGGUCAUUAUGAGCAGAACGUGCAACGCACGCCUGUGGUUCCCAUCCGACCGAGUCAGGAGUUGCCUGCGCUGGUGCCCCACAGGCAGGAAAAACCAGUAUUCCAGCCACACAAUCCGCCGCGCCAGCAGCAACCACAACAGCAACGUCAGCAACCUCAGCAGUAUGCCUCCGAGCAUAUCGAGCGGCCGGCGCAGUACUACCCGCAUAUGAGCGGUGUGAUGGCACACCAGCGUGCUCAGAAUGCUGCGACGAGGAACCCUCAUUUGAGUUCAAUAGCAGCACUUAACCCCUUUGAGCAGAAUCGAAAUAACAGUACAUCACAAACAUCAGUCCAAAUGCAGAGUCAAGCUCAGUUGUACCCCACUAACCAAAGAAGGCAGAGCGUACUCGGGCAGCCCCACCUCUCGCGAGUGAUGUCCACCCACGAGGCCAACAUGCAUGGUUCGCAGCAACCGUGCUGGGGCUACACUCAUUAUUACGAUACACAGGGCUACCCUCAGAGACACCAGUAGAUUCUUUCCUGAUCUUUUGUAACGGGUAUACGUACAGAUGUGUCCAU